GUUCCAGCGUAAACAUCAAACAUUAAACAUUUAUUCAUAUAUAUUUCUAUUCUAAAACUAUAAAAGUAUUAUGGAAGAUAAACCUAAAGUCGAUAAAGAUAAAGAGGAGAUUAAAUAUUCUAAUAACAUUCAAGAUGUGAAAGGCGCGUAUUUUUUGACCAAAUUUAUGCUGAACCUCAGCGAUCCAUGGGAUUUUGAAAAGCUUGUGUCCCGGAGCGAAUGUGACCCAAAGGUUCUGAAACGGACCAUUUAUAAUAUGACCACAGAUGUUGGUUUUUAUACCGGAAAACCGCUUGAUGAGGAUGGCAUUUUAACUAUAUAUGAAGGGGAAGAUAUGUCAGGAAUCGUACAAGGAUUUAAAAAACCUCGAAGCCAUAAGAAAAAAACAAAAGGAAAACCGAAAGACACUAAGAAUAUAUUAGCUGGAGGCGAUACACAAGAAAUACUAAAGCAAGACGCCAUAAUAGAUAAAAAGAAAAAUGACGGAACUGGCGAUUACAAAGUAGAAGACGAUCAAGAAAACAAGUCAGAGGAUAAAGAAGAACAACUAGUGGAAGAUGUUAAAGAAGAUAUCAGUGACGCCGAAUCUGAAGAGUCAAUAGUUGAAUUACCCAUUUGUCCCUUAGAGCGUUACUUUGGGGAAUAUGAUGAGACUGGCCACGAGAUUAUAAGCAUUAAAAAACUGGCUAAAAAGGCAAAUACAACUGAGGUGUUUAUAAAAAGUACCCUUUACCACCUGGCCUUAUUAUCGAUUCAAGAAGAAGCUCAAAUGCCCCAUUCAGAAAAACCAACUCGAGAUCUAAAAUAUUUAAAAAACAUCGUUGAACAGGCCAAAGCGUCAUCUUUAGCACAUUCAGAUAUUAUUUAAUUGUAAGCGACGUUUUAAAACUUCAUUUGGUCAACGAUUCUGGACAUCAUAUUUUUCUGUUAUAUGGCACUUUGGAUGAUUUCGUUUUGGCCAAUAAUUUAAACUCA
This is a messenger RNA of Drosophila serrata, 975 nucleotides long. RefSeq lists its product as uncharacterized. The record is from RefSeq and is a predicted model, not a curated record. NCBI's taxonomy places the organism in Eukaryota, Metazoa, Arthropoda, Insecta, Diptera, Drosophilidae.